Amoebophrya sp. A120 is the source of this 10505-nucleotide messenger RNA. The record is from the annotation of a GenBank genome assembly. NCBI's taxonomy places the organism in Eukaryota, Dinophyceae, Syndiniales, Amoebophryaceae.
AUGGCUAGCAGCUCCCGCAGAAUGUCCGUCGAACCGCAAAAAGUUUUAACCGAAAGUUAUAACCCGCUCAGGUGUUACAAUCUCAAACGUUACAAUAGAAUAUGGAAAUCUGUGAUGCAAGACUAAUUGGUCAAGCCAACUCUCAUAGGAUUGCGCAUGACAAGUUCCGAAGCCCCAAACCCCACUACAAUCUGGCGAAAUUUGUAUUGCAAAAGGUGGAACGCUGUGCGAGUCUGUCAUGCUCAUCAUGCAACACAAAUUCCAGACUCUAUACGUAACGUUUGAGAGUGUAACGUUUGAGCAAGUCAUAAAAGUGGGGACAUCCCCGCCCCACGGUUCGGGCACACCGCGACGCUAGUUGGCCAAAACCGCGUAGUCUUGUUUGGCGGAGCCACGGGAGACAGCGGUACUUGUUAUUUUUAGAGUGCUCUAUUUUGUUCGUUCUUGUUUGGAACAUUUAUUGCAACUGCAAGCGUGACUGACAUGGAUGUGGUUGUUGUUCUUGGCUCUUCAUCCAGGUGAACCAGAUACAGUUCUUAUUCUUGUUGAUUCACUUUUACGAGACAUUGAAUAAUAAGGUCGUUACACGAUUACUGCGGACACUUACUCCCUGGACACCACCACCUUCACUUGGAGCCAGAUCCGCCCCACACCAGGGGAUGUGCCACCGCCGUCCGUUACUACAAUGAAAGGUGCCCCCUCCGCCUGAGAAGGUUAUUAUUAAUGUAAGGACACUGAGCACUAGGAGUUUUUCUAAUGCGGAAUCUAGGCACGGUGCAUCAGGGCAUCUUGUACAAAUGCGGCUGCUGCUGGGCGCUUUCGCAGCACAAAGUUUACCUUAUUCUUUCAGAACGCAAUAUGAUCUGCGAUGGUGCUGUCACAUGUAAGAGUAAAACGGGUGAUGUUUCAUAAUGCGAAUACUGCCAAGUUCUGCUUCUGGGGCGGGGGUGCUUUUCAACGCGAUGUUUGCCCGCGCGGCGCACGCGGCCGCCUGUGUGGACACAAGCCAGCUGGUCAUCUAUGGAGGAGCGACAGGAGGCGGGUCUUUGUCUUCGGACGAGCUUUAUGGAUUGUAAAAAUGUCUGGGUCUGGAAACUUGUGAUGCUGGGUGGCGUAUGUAUCAUGAAGAGGCCACAAGUGCUGGCGUAGCAUGACGAGCUUUUGAGCUUCUGGGUGUUGCCUAUUCUGCACGACAAACUGCGUUUCUGCAACUGGCAGCAAAAUUAAUGGGGCUCUUGGGUACUUAACGUGCAUGAGAGAUUUAAGAGUCAUGUCAGACAAGCAUGACAAACAUGCACUCUUCCAGACCCAGACAUUUUUGCAUUUGAUAAGCUUUAUUUACUGGAUUUCAGAAACGAACAGAAGUCGUCCUGGAUGAGCGUUCCCGUCUUGGGAGACACUCCGGGGAGGAGAUAUGGUACUAUAUUGCGGUAUAAUGCUGAACACAUAAAAGUACUACACACGAAGUUCUUGCUACAACUGUUUAUUCGCAUCAUGCAUGACAAGCGUUCAUUCUGCAUUGCACAAGACAGCAUGACAAAGGAGAACUACACUUACAAACUAAGGUCACACCAUGGUUUUCAACAAGCCCCUGUUGAUUGUAUCCUGUGCAAAAGUAUCGUACUCGUAGUAAUGACGCAUUACAAAUUUUGUUCUCAAGGUAAAUUCGCAUUACAAAUUUCAUUUCUCAUGCUGAAUGCAUUUAUACGAGCACGAUACUUUUGCAGUUCAUAGAUUGUGUGUGGCGGCAACAACGGUCAACAAGCGGAAACUAUCGACGUUGCAAAAGUUGUACUAUCGUACUAGUACUACUAGUUGCAUGCGGGGAUCCAGUUCCACUUUGUCGUCCUCGCAAGUAUAGGAACAACUUCUGACCGCGAGGAAAAACAAUAAAACUGCGAUUUGUCAUGUAGACUCAGGUCGACAAUUGGAUCUGUCAUGCAGGAAGAUCGCAACUAGUAGUAGUACGCGUAAGAUUUUUGUGCAGGAUAGAAAACGACAUUUGGAUUCUCGACGUGGAGCACGCCCCGUUUCAGUGGAGUCUUGUGCAAAUGUAUCCAAGAAAAAAACUGUGUAAGUGUAACUUUUUUGCAGGAACAGCAUUACAGAUUUGUUUUGCACGACAGAAAACUUGUCAUGCGUAGCUAGUACGCUAAAACACGUACUAAAAUAGCCUCUGACGCAUAUCCGGCAUGACAAGUGUAACUGUAUUGCAACAUCUGCAAGACAAAGUUACACUUACGCAGUUUUUUUCUUGUGAUGAAAUGAAGGAGAAUUCGAAAGCCCCGGUAGCCCGCGUGUACCAUUCCGCGGAGGUGUGCCGCGAGUAUCAAAAGGAAAAAUCCUCCCUCCCCAUAUCGAAAUGGAAAUCUGUGAUGCAGGAUUUGGCUACACAAAUCGGAUCUGUCUUGCAGUAAGGCAUCGCAGCCAGAUCCUCGGCCUAGGUAGGGGCGUAUAGGUCUAGUUGCUUAGCAUUGCAAACGGGUGUCCCCUAGCCGCAACAGCAUGCCAAAUCGCUUCCAUAAUGGUGCGGAAGCCUCUGCGCUUGUCUUCUUGCAAGACAGGAGACGCGAUUUGUGACCUCAAAUCAGCAACACAAAUUUUCGGAAACACACCUUGUCGAUAUGGGGAGGGGGGAUUUUUCCUCAGAAUAGCGAGGGCCCGGCCGCCGGCAUGAUGGUGAUUUUUGGCGGCAGAACGGCGGAAAACCGGUCGCUAAAGGACAUCUGGUAUGCUCUGCAAAAUUUUAUUCGUGCUGGUACAUGUACGAAUUGCAUUACACAUUUUUUUUAGCAUGAUGAAAAAUCAAGUUUGUCAUGCUGAUUCCCAUUCUGCGGAAGAUUUGUCAUCCAUAUCUGCAAUUUUAGUAGGAAUACGAUAAGUAGACUUUUGCAGUGCAUACCUGGGGGCUGCGACAGCAUCGGGACGGCAGGUGGGACUGGGUCGAGGCUCCGACAAAAAAGGGAGGUAUAUAUUUCAAGUAGAAUCAUCUCACACUUCUUAAUACAACUCGUUGGGACAGCGACAGAACAGGUUUUUUAUUUUUUCUUCUUGCCUGUGCUUUGAUAGUAAUUCCUCCACCAAGCCCCGUUUGCGUUGCUACGCGGAAUGACAAGAUGUGUACAGACAGCAGAUCAUGAUCCUGUUUGUCGUCUUCACGAAAAAACAAAAAUUAUGCAGUCGUCCCCGAGGCGCGAUUUCAGCACUCGUGCAUUUUCUACAACUCGUAUGCGAGCGCACAAGCACAACUCCUCCUUCCCCUUAUUUGUGUUGCAUGAGCAGCAAUAGAAACACCAGCGCACAUGGAGCCUGGUGCCCAUGACAAGUCCAUGCGCGUAGCGUCGUAUUGUUUAGGUUUUCAGAAUCUGUCAUGAAAAUAACGGUACCACAAGGCAGAACUUGGAUAUGGCAUUUCGCAUCACAAAUGAGAGGGAGGGGGAGUUGUGCACUGUCAUAACUCGCGACUGCUCAUCGUCGGUGGCAGAGGGAACGACGUCAACAAGGCGCUGCCAACUGCGGUGUACGACACGGAAACGUGUAACUGGGAAAACAUCGCGUCCAUCAAUCGGUUUCGACAUUUCUGCUACUUGCUGCAGAACCAGCUGUAUAGCUACGGCGGGUUUGACCACAAAUCGCCCUCCGCGCCGACAAACGAUCUGCAAGUGGUGGACCUGGAUCAGGCCUUUGCGGAGCUGGGUACUUACAAAUUGUACGGGUUUUCUGCAGCCUCACUUCGAAAUUCACUUUGAAGAUUCGAGUCUGCUGUUGACAUCUUUCUUGCAUAAAGGCAUCCAUGGCAUUAUCAUGGACAAGUGCUGACGCGCAUCAUGCAUGGCGCUCCUGAUCAUCCCCUUUACCUGUUUGAGGAAGAAGCCAAAUUCAAAUUGUGAUCUUCUGUGUACGUACUUUUUAAAACCUCUAGGCGUCCCCGCCCCCGGUGGUUCCGCCCCAGCUGCGGCGCAGCCCCAGCACCUGGAUUCCCUGGCAAACAACCACCCGAGUGCAGCGCUAAAUCCGCUGCGGUCCUCGUACGGCAUGGUGCAACAGCCGCUCGACGACGCGAACGCGCGGGGCAGCGACAUCCGCAUUUCCAACCAAGUAUGCACUACAAAUUUCCUGUACAUGUACAAAAUGCAUGACAAAAAAAAAUUUCGCUAACUUGCAGCGUGUGUCCAAGUUGUCAUGCUGGACUACGAUUGAAGGCAAGUUUUGUCAUGCAGCGGCUGCAUUUGUUUUUGUACGUGUACGGGAACUUUACUGUGGAUACCAAGUGUUUAUCUCGCACGAGCGGGACUUCACGCACUUGGUGUAUGGAUUGCAAAGGUAUCGUACUAGUAUAAAUUGCAUUACAAAUUUCCUCAGCAUGAGAAAGAAAAUUUGUAAUGCGGAUCUACCUUAACAAAAAGAUUUGUAAUGCAUGACUGCGAUCCGAGUACGAUGCUUUUGCACAGGAUAUUGUGCGACAGGUCGCGAUUUCGGAGUUGGAGGACGAAAGUCGAAAGAUGACUGGCCAGGUAUGGAAAGGAAGAGCUCCCCCCGGAGAUGAAUUUGUGUUGCUGAUUUGUGUUCACAAAAAAUCACAUUUGUCUUGCAAGAAGACAAGGGCAGAAGCUUUCGCCCCAUUAUGGAAGCGAUUUGGCAUGCUGUUGGGCCUAGAGGGCAGCCGUUUGCAAUGCUGAGCAACUAGACCCAGACGCCUCUUCUACCUAGGCUGGGGACGAUCUGGCCGCAGUGCCUUGCUGCAAUGCAAAGCGUAUUUGUGUAGGUGUACUUACACAAAUUCCGCUUUGAUGUAUGAUGUGGGGACGUGGGAUUUUUCCUUUCGAUACCAGGGCAAGAUGGCAAACGUCCACGUAGACCUCGGAGGCGGUGACAAGGCGGCGCUCGUGGAUCAUGUACCUCUAUAAUCUGGCUGUUGCUUGCUUUGGUUACGCAUCUCGUCUACCACAUGAGAAUUGAUAUAAAUAUGUAACGGGAUUUAUGAACACUUUUAUUCUUUUUGAUGGUGUAAGAAAUAGCCUCGUAAUUAUUUGUUUCCAGGUCCUGAACCUGCUGCUCCAACCCGCCACGUGGCAGCCCCCACCCGGUGACGAUCAACCGUUUGUCUUGUCCAUACAAGAGUGCUACCGCCUUUGCCAGGAAGCUCUGGAGAUCUUCAAGCGCGUAUUUACAAUGAAAAAUGCCCCCACCCCGAAAUUUGCAGAAGUUUGUCAUGCAAAGUUUCCAAAUGAAAGCUUUUUGUCUUGCAUAAAAGGAUUGCCAGCAACUCUGAUGCAGAAUCUAGUUUCGCAAGGUGCAUUGUGCAUCAUAACCGAUCUGGCUGCUGUUGACCUACUUCGCAACACAAAUUUGCCCUAUUCAGCAUGGAAAAUUUGUGAUGCUGAGAUAUGCAAGACGCGGAAUGUUUCUGUUGGAAAGGUUUGCAAUACAAAUUCUGCCAAGCUGGGGGUGGGGGGCAUUUUUCAUUGUAAUAGCGCGAGCCGAUGCUGCUGCAGUGCCGCGCCCCGAUCAAGGUGUACGGCGACAUAUCGCACGAAAAAAGUGGCGAGUUCACUGUGGUGAAGAUGAUUCUGAGGAAGGAUCUGCAUGACACAUGACGGCGAUGUAGUGUAAGUGUUUCGCAUGACGGCGAAGUAGAAUGAAAAUGUAGAUCUGGUGCCAUGACGCGGCGUCACGCGCGGUUCUUCGUACUAUAUCGAAGAACACACGGCUGAAAACAAGAGUCCGAUGCCUUACCACGAUUCUGAAACAGGACAAAGUCAUCUUAAGUCCUCGCAUGAUCAAAAGUAUUCACCGUGAAGAAGCUACAGUUUUUUUCCUGUGAUGGGACAUUCACGGGCAGUUUUUGGACUUGAUGCGGCUUUUUGCCCGCUACAACUGUCCGCACGACGACUCCACAGCUGGGGGAGACCUAGAUGCGAUGGACUACCUGUUUCUCGGCGACUACGUCGACCGGGGGUCGUUCUCACUCGAAGUGAUCUGCCUGCUCUUCGCGCUGAAAAUCAAGCACCCCUACCAGAUACACAUGAUACGAGGCAACCACGAAGACCCAACCAUCAAUGGGAUCUAUGGCUUUAGGGAAGAGUGCAGAAGGAGGCUGAGGGACGGUAUAGUAGUACUCUUAUGUUUGUACGAUUUCCAUUUCUAUUGCGAAGCCGAAGUUGUAGUAGCCUUUGUUUGGUAUUUAGUUUCUAGUACAGAGUCAACCAUAAUUAAUGAUAAAUUGUUGUCCACUCGAAAAAAUCAAUACUAAAAUUUAGAUGUCGACUCGCCGAAUUCCGUUUGGGCCAUGUUUAACACCGUGUUUGAGUUCCUCCCCGCUGGGGCGGUGAUCGAAAACAAGAUCCUCUGCAUUCACGGCGGCAUCGGUGGUGCCAUCAUAUGCAUUCCAAAUAUGUCUGGGUCUGGAGGAGCGCAAGCUUGUCAUGCUGCCUUCGGAUGCUAAAAAGAAUCUCCAUUGCAUGAACCGCAAGAGCAGUCCAGUUUUUGCUCCUGCGCGGAGACGCGGCAUUAUUUCUCAUGCAGGAUACGCAUUGAGAAGGUUGCACACAGAGAAUCUCUAUAUGCUAGGGCAUGCAUCACAGACAUCGCGGACUAUUCAAAAGAUGCAUGACAAACCUUCCAUUCUUCCAGACCCAGACCUAUCUACAUUUGAUACAUCAACUCUCCCGACGACAUCCGCAGUAUGCCGCGGCCGCUGAAAGUCGCGCAGAUAUGAGAGUGCACAACUCGACGUCCCCUUCCCCCUCAUUUGUGUUGCAUGAUCAGCAACGCAAGCGCUGGCAAAGAUGCAGCUUUUCCAUGACAAAUUCCUAGGGGAUUGCAGUACUGUUUUGGCUACUUUCGGAAUCUGUCAUGCAAAAAGUGCUAACAGGCAAAAGGCAGACUUGGAAAUUUGCAUGACAAAUGAGUGGGAGGGGGAGUUGUGCACUCUGAUAGCGGAUCCCGUCCAACCACGAAGAGCAGAAGGUGACAGACCUCCUCUGGUCCGAUCCCAGUGACAGCGACACCCUGCGCGGGGUCACCACGAACGAGACUCGCGACCCAGACGGCACAGGCAGAAUAGUGAAGUUCGGGCCCGACCGGGUGUUGCAGUUUCUCGAGAAGAACCCCCCACUCUCGAUGAUCAUCCGCGCGCACGAGUGUGUGAUGGACGGGUUUGAUAUCAGAGUACACAACUCCACCUGCUCCCCCUCAUUUGUUUAUUGGCUAGAGCAAUACAAACACCACCCCACGUGGAGUCUAUACAUGACAAAUUUUUGUGCCUAGUGUAGUACUGUUUGAGUUGUCAUGCAUAAUAGUGACACGACAAGAAGGGAGCAACUUCAACUGGAAUUGUGGAUUUUGCAUGAGAAAUGAGAACGAGGGGGAGUUGUGCACUGUCAUAUUUGAGCGGUUUGCGUCCGGGAAAUUGAUCACUCUCUUCUCCGCCACGGACUACUGCGGGCACCACAAAAACGCCGGCGCUUUGCUGUUCGUGCGACGCGACCUGACGAUUGUCCCGAAGUUGAUCUAUCCGGCGGAUUAUGCACUGCAAAAGUAUCGUACUCGUAUAAAUGCAUCACAAAUUUCCUCAGCAUGAGAAGUAAAAUUUGUAAUGCGGAUUUAGCACAAGAACAAGAUUUGUAAUGCAUGAUUGCAAUACGAGUGCGAUACUUUUGCACAGGAUACGGAUGAAAAGAAAUCGUCGCAGUGGGAUCAGCGGAUUACCACCGCGCGGCCACCAACACCACCCCGCCCAGUACCGCGAGCGCGCAGGAACGAAAGUGGAACGGGAGGGGACUGGUGAUGGAGCAUUUUUUACCGGGUCGUUCUUCAGCAUGGAUCACAGAAGAUGCAGAGGCGGGCUGUGCUGUGGCCUGUUCAAGAAUUUGAUUAUUGAAAUAAAUUGACUUUGUCUACUUUGAUAGCAGGAACGAAAUUUUGAUAGAGUAUUUCUUAUGCCAAAAGAACUACAAGCGGGAUUUCAAUUAAACUACAGGGGAACAAAGUUGUACUUCGGGGGGGAAAAAAGUACAAAUAUCCCGAUGAUUUUUAACAAGUUCAAGUAAAGCAGAAAUUAGUUGUAGUAUGUUGCGUCCUUUCACUUUCUCUUUCACGGAAGAACAAAAGCGAAUUUCUUUUCAAAACAAGGAUCAAACUCUGAAAAAGGUGAUUCACGCCUGAUUUGGUGCACUGGCUCAAACAGUCACGAAACUUCUAGAAUGAAGCACGGAUAUUAUAUUGCAGUUUUCACAAAAUGGCGACUACAGAAAUCAAGGGUAUGAUAGUUGGGGGCAGUUGUAGAGUUGCUACGAUAGUACAGGGGAACAAUGACUAUAAGUAUCAGCGCGGGAGCUACUAGCAUGAACAAGAUUACGGAUUAUGGCACCGUCGACCAUAUCUGAAGAGACCCAUGUUGCAGCGACUACAGGAAUUGCUUAUGGGCACCACUCGGGCGGCCUGAUUAUCCAUCCGAAUCUAGUUUUUACUUUUUCACUUCAACUAUAAUCAGCGACAUUGAUCGACAGGACUAUAGCGGGGACGACCCAGAAUCAAACGAGGACUUCUUGCAAGAAGGGCGUGUGUCAUUUCGUUCUAGUUCUUUCUCAUGGCCAGGGCCCGGCAAUCGCAUAAACUCUAUCGAAGCUAAUGCGCAAGAGAUAAUGCUCGUCUACUCUCGGAUAAUGGUUGUACUACCGUUUUACUUAGAACUUUUACGCACGCACGCAUCGAUCUUGAUACAAGGCAUAAUUUUCCGCGACUACAUUGAAUUGUUUUAAUACGACAAGAAAACCACGAAUAAACAAGCUGCAAGCGGUGGAAAUUUGGAGAGGCGGCGGUAUGUCCAUUAGACCUGUGUAGGAAAAGUGCGACGAUGCUGGAAAUAUAGAUAAACAGGUAUUCUUUAUCUUACUAACUUGUUUACAACUUAAUACCGGCUGGUGUGAGUUGAUAUUGUUUACAGCAGAGUCAUUUGUAGCUAAUAAAAUGAAUUAUAAAUCGGUUUUUUGUCAAGCAGCUAGGGGAAGAAGAAGAUUUUAUACCUUUGUGGGCAAGGAAAAAUUUUUCUGCAACAGACUCACGACCCUUCUCAGCGAAGGCGGUUUGUGUCUCGUGUCGAAAAUACUCUUUGUCCUCACUGGUAAAAUGAAAAUCCGAAGAUGAUAUCUUCUCCUAUAAAGAAAACUCACUUCUUUGAGGUGUCUAUCGCAAUGCUUUAUGGCUUCUUACCCUUUUUGAUCAAAGGACAAGAAGGAGAAAUACUUUGUAGUUCGAGAAAAAUUUUAUUCAUAGAUACCCUCAUUCAACAUAAAUAUGAAACUACAAAAACGGAAGGACGAUGCAUCACGUUUUUCAUCUUCACACAUGAUUUGUACUAGCUGCGCCCACGACGACUCGGCGUCCUCCAACCCAUUACUUUUUUUAUCGGACCCGACAUAGGUGGCGAAGAGCUUGCGGUAGUACUUAGCACGAAAGUGUGUUGGAUUACACCGUGAAAAAAUAAUUUACGAGCUGCAUAAUGCACCGCUGUUGACGUUGUACAAGUCGAAGCUUUAGUGUCGAAAAUGUUUUGUACACAAAUAUCCACUGAAUAAACGUCAGCCACACAAACGUGACAUCAGAGCGUGUGUGUGUGAUCACGAUGUGACUCUCAAGCACCAAUCGAGAUGAAAUAUGAAGCCUAUGCCUACGACCGCCCUUACAGAUUACCUUCGCCGUGAUGCUUGCCCAAGCUGAUUCAUUUCCUUUCUAGCACUAGGUGGGUAUGAAGAUUUAAGCAGUGUCACUCUCAUCUUAGAGGACACACUACACAAGCUGGCACAAUGGAGAUGGACCUCUGUUCCUCUAUGACUACUGAAUUCGGAGGGUCAUGCGCCGUUGGAUACAAGCGCGAUUAUAGAAAUCAUCGAAGCAGUAGCAGCACACUUUGUUCAGCGUGAGUGGACCGAACGACGCAACUCCAGGCACUACAACUGUAAGUGUAAGUGUGUUGUAGCUGCAGCACGGCCUGUACUACUGGCCGCCGCAUUAUAUGCUGAUGAAUUUGACUGAAGAUGACAGGUAGAGGUAAAAGAGGAGGGCAAGCGCAGGAUAUGACACGGUUUUUAUUUCUCUCACUUUGGCGCCCCCGCGCCAGGGCCGGAGGCAUCAAAUUGGUCUUUACACAGCAGUCUUGGAACUAAUUGUACCGUCGACUCACUUUCACUUUAUUUGGAUGAUACGUAGGGAAUAUCUACUACACGUAAAGAUGGUGCAGCUAAAAUAUAAACAACAUUCGAAAAUUUAGUCAGUGACUGUAUUAUUCGUUUAUGAAGAGAAGUAUGGAAGAGGCCUGUUCGAGACAUCCUCUGUAGAGUGAAGAUCAGUAUGAAAGGAAUGAAUUUUUGUGACCUUUGAGGACGACAAAUCUCUUGACAAAAGUUGACGUUUUUAUAAAAAGCAUCAGGUUGCAGUUGGUGUUGAUCUAGUUGUCAGCUGCGUGUGCAAGAAUAAACAAGACGCCCCCCUCGCUUUAUUCUCGG